This is a messenger RNA of Notothenia coriiceps (black rockcod), 669 nucleotides long. RefSeq names its product ubiquinone biosynthesis protein COQ9, mitochondrial-like. The transcript has 4 exons. The annotation marks the transcript as partial. Gene Ontology annotation, molecular function: lipid binding. Gene Ontology annotation, biological process: ubiquinone biosynthetic process. NCBI's taxonomy places the organism in Eukaryota, Metazoa, Chordata, Actinopteri, Perciformes, Nototheniidae. The record is from RefSeq and is a predicted model, not a curated record. Gene Ontology annotation, cellular component: mitochondrial inner membrane.
CCUUUAGAAGCUAAUGAGUAUUUUCCCCCUGCAGAGGUUUCUGCCCCAGCAGCACAGCCCCCGUGCAGCAGCCUGACUCGAGGCUUCCACCGGGCAGCACUGAGGCUUCAGGAUGAAUCCAAAGCUGACAAACCCCCCUCCUCCUCACCCAGCUCAACCACCUACCAUGAGCACUACCGGGCUCACUCUGCUGAACAGGAGGCAGCAGGAGCCCCCCAGGAACACUCAGCAUCUGAGCCAGCAGCUGAGGAGGCCUCCAGGCCGAACACCAGCUACCAGGUUCAGAGUGGAGAGCAGGGCGAGGAGUAUGAGACAGAGGAGCAGCUUCAGGCUCGCAUCCUGACCGCUGCCCUGGAGUUCAUCCCUCUGCACGGCUGGACAGUGGAGGCCAUCGCAGCUGGGGCUGAGAUGCUGGGCCUGUCCUCUGCUUCCACUGGGAUGUUCUAUAACGGAGCUGGAGACCUGGUGCUGCACUUUGUCUCUCAGUGUAACUCCCAGCUGACAGAUAUCCUAGCUGAACAACACAACCAGGUCCAGCUGGGCCAGGCCGAACCUAAGAAGACUGCUGAGUUUCUGAGAGAUGCUGUGGAGACCAGACUCAGGAUGUACAUCCCUUACAUUGAAACCUGGCCACAGGUACACUGUUAGAACCUCUGUUUCUUCUUCCAU